AUGGGUAUCGUUUCAAGCACAUCCGGACAUGGUGAUGGAGAACGUGAUGAAGUCCAAGAGCAGCAGCCACCGUCGGAUCGCCAUCAGGACGGCUUGGAGGGCGCCAAACACUCUCAGACCCUGUGGAUCUUAAUCUUCCGGGGUAGCCCUCGCGAUAUCCAGAGCGCCCGACGCACAGAGUUGUACAUUGCCUUCGACGACAACGAGAAAAAGAAUCUCACAAUUCGAAUUCAGGGCGACCACCCAAGCUUCAGUGUGGGUGAAGUGUGGAACCAGCCUCAUCCACGAUCGAGACCACACUUCUUUCGACGACUUGCAGUUGCGACAGUGGAAACAAGUUCGGAUCGUGACAUGCAACUACGCGAUGCAGUCCUGGGAACCCACGUGAAUAACAUCGAACCAGAUUGGACAUGUCAGAACUGGGUUGGAGAUGUCUUGACUACACUGCAAGAUGCAAGACUGAUAACCGUCGAGGAGGGUGAUAAUGCAUUGAAUGGCAUGGUUAAUUAUAUUGCGCAGGCCCCUUGGCAAUAG
Molecule: messenger RNA, 534 nt
Organism: Hypoxylon fragiforme
Lineage: Eukaryota; Fungi; Ascomycota; Sordariomycetes; Xylariales; Hypoxylaceae
Exons: 1
Coding region: 1-534 (177 amino acids)
Source: RefSeq, a predicted model, not a curated record